Messenger RNA from Hypanus sabinus (Atlantic stingray), 1161 nucleotides. It is a transcript of the gene guca1b, whose product is annotated as guanylate cyclase activator 1B. The coding region runs from base 1 to 591 and encodes 196 amino acids. Lineage: Eukaryota; Metazoa; Chordata; Chondrichthyes; Myliobatiformes; Dasyatidae. Gene Ontology annotation, cellular component: photoreceptor inner segment; cone photoreceptor outer segment. Gene Ontology annotation, biological process: visual perception. The record is from RefSeq and is a predicted model, not a curated record. Gene Ontology annotation, molecular function: calcium sensitive guanylate cyclase activator activity; calcium ion binding. The transcript is spliced from 4 exons.
AUGGGACAGGCGGAGAGCACCGGGAGCGAAGGGGAAAUCGGCGUGGCGGAGCUCCAAAACUGGUAUAAGAAGUUUGUCACCGAGUGCCCCAGUGGGACUCUCUUCUUUCACGAGUUCAAGCGCUUUUUUGGAGUCCUGGACAACGACGAGGCAGCAGAAUACAUCGAGAAUAUGUUCCGGGCAUUCGACAAGAACGGGGACAACACCAUUGAUUUCCUGGAGUAUGUUGCGGCCCUCAAUCUGGUUCUAAGGGGUAACCUCGAGCAUAAACUGAAGUGGACUUUCAAAGUUUACGACAAAGAUGGGAAUGGGUGCAUUGACAAGGCGGAGCUGCUGGAGAUCGUGGAGUCUAUUUACAGGCUAAAGAAGGCAUGUCGUAAAGAAAUGGAAGACGGUUCUCCUCUCCUCUCCCCUGAGGAAGUUGUAGAUCGAAUAUUUCAAUUAGUGGAUGAAAAUGGUGAUGGCCACCUGUCUUUGGAUGAGUUUAUCGAUGGAGCUCGCAAGGAUAAAUGGGUGAUGAAGAUGCUGCAGAUGGACGUGAACCCAGGCAGUUGGAUUAAUGAGCAGAGACGGAAAAGUGCUUUGUUCUAACUGUGCUGUAAAAUGCCGCAGGAUGUGACAAAUUUGUAAGCACUCAGAUGUAGGGGUAUAGAAUACAAGCAAAGGUUAGUUUGUUGCAUAGAAUACUGCAAGUCCAGUUCACUCGUCCAUUGGCGAGAACUAGGCCCUCGUGUUGCGGGGUCACCUGUUUCAGCCGCCCAGGAAGAGGGACGCCGGGAGAGAGCAGAGGUACUGGAAUCCCUGCUGGUUUGGGAGGUUGGCCCUUCCCAUUGGUGCUGCACCCCCGGUAUUUGCUCGGUGCUGCCCUCCAGUGUUCGCUUAAUGCUGCUCUCUGUUGUUUGCUCGGUGCUGCCCUCCAGUGUUCGCUUAACGCUGCUCUCUGUUGUUUGCUUGGUGCUGCCCUCCAGUGUUCGCUUAAUGCUGCUCUCUGUUGUUUGCUCGGUGCUGCCCUCUAGUGUUCCCUUAACGCUGCUCUCUGUUGUUUGCUCGGUGCUGCCCUCCAGUGUUCGCUUAACGCUGCUCUCUGUUGUUUGCUCGGUGCUGCCCUCCAGUGUUCGCUUAACGCUGCUCUCUGUUGUUUGCUCGGUGCUGCCCUCCAGU